Molecule: messenger RNA, 8034 nt
Organism: Diabrotica virgifera virgifera (western corn rootworm)
Lineage: Eukaryota; Metazoa; Arthropoda; Insecta; Coleoptera; Chrysomelidae
Gene: strat
Product: guanine nucleotide exchange factor MSS4 homolog
Exons: 2
Coding region: 95-457 (120 amino acids)
Biological process (GO): small GTPase-mediated signal transduction; post-Golgi vesicle-mediated transport
Cellular component (GO): membrane; cytosol
Molecular function (GO): zinc ion binding; guanyl-nucleotide exchange factor activity
Source: RefSeq, a predicted model, not a curated record
GUCACUUGCCAAUGUCAUUAAAUUGCCAAAUAAAAGUUUGAUUGACAUUUAACCAUAUUUACAUUGUUUUUAUCCAACAAAUAAAUAAAUAACAAUGCCUGAUUGUAGCGAGAAUUUUGAAAAAGAAAUUUCUGAUGGAAAAAAUGCGAGAAGUAUAAAGUGUAAAUACUGCAACUCAGUUAUUUUAACCCCAUUAUGUGCUUCUUUCUCAUCUUUUGAGUUUCAGUUACCAUUAAUGAAACAAACUAAGAACAGCGAGGAUAAUCCAGAAAAAGAAACCGUUUCCCUUUUCUGGGCAGUGACUGACAUGUUUACUUUUCAAAAUGUUGGUUUUUCAAAUACAGUGGGUACAACAAAAUAUCUUACAUGUGCAGACUGUGAGUUGGGCCCAAUAGGAUAUCAUGAUUUGUCGAAUAAAAUGAGUUAUGUUGCACUUACAAGAGUGUUACAUAGCUAGGUAGAGCUAUUCUUUAACAUCUUCAGAGAUCAAUAUUGGGCAAUCCUAUUUGAAAUAGCAUUUUUUAUUUUAGAAAGUUUUAUUGGGCAUUAUGAGUUAGCAUAAGUUUGGGCUGUUAUAGCCAAAGUGGUAUAGGUUACAUUGUUGUCAUUUAGGAAAGAAAGUGUUUAAGAAAAAAUACCAUUAAAUAGCUCUACUUAACACUCCAGCUAACAGGUGAAAUAAAAUUACAUUGUAUUUCCAUACAGGUGAGGUCUGACAGGUCUCACCUGCCCGCUGGAGGGUUAACUAUGGAAGUAUUUAUAGAAAAAACAAUUUUUUUUCUUUUGAUCAUAAUUUAUCAUCAUUAACACCUCAAAUCUUCAUACAAAAAUAGGGGUCAAACUUCAAAGUCUCUAUGAACUUAAUUUUUGGGAUAUAAAUCCAUCUUAGUGUCUCCUUAUUCAUCAUUCUCUUUACCAUUAUCCCUAUGCGGGGUUGACUUCUUUGAUUGCAUUUCUCUAUAAGGUUCUAUCUUGGGCCAUAUCAACAUCAAUUCUUUUUACCAACAUGUCCUGCCUAAGCAUCUCCCCGAGGUCUUCCUGGCCUCCUCUUCUGCUUCUUGCAGGAAUCCGCAGUUCAGCAAUUCUUCAUUUUUUGUGAUUAACGUCUCAACAUUGAACGUGACUAAACCAUCUUAGCCUAUGCUCGCCCGUUUUGGCAUCAAUUUGUGCCACCCCUAGACCCUAAUAUACUGAUUCCUAAAUUUAUCAUUUGUAUUCCACUCAUACAUCUGCCUACCACAUGCAUUUGUUGUUUCUCUUUCUUUUUAACUGCACAACAUUCAGUUUCGUAUAUCAUAUCAAUCUUAUGGCUGUUUUAUAGAAUUUUUCCUUCAACUUCAUUGGAAUUUUUCUGCCACACAACAGACCAAUCUCUUUCUUCCAUUUCAUCCAUCCAACCUUAAUCCUAUUGCCAGCUUAUUAUUGACCUACAUAUCAUAUGAAUGUCCUUUGGCACAGGACCUUUGUAAUUUUCCCAUUUCUUUGUAAUGAAGAGUCUGUUUUUAAUACAGCACAUCAAUUACAUGUAAACAGAUAAACUGUAGUUUUCCAUCUCUUUAUUUUACUCUUUGUAAUGCAAUUAGAAGCACUUUCUUUGCUUUAAUUUUAAUUUAUUUCUUCUUUAUUCCAAAUUUACCUGAAAUUUUUAUCUUUGGUUCCCAUCUUAAUGUGAUCUUGAUAUGGAAGAAAUGUUUUCAUUAUGAAUCAUGUUAUCGAAACUAUUGAAAUGUUCCAAUUUGGUGCAUAAUGUGCAGUCUGUAGCAUAAAUAGUAGAAACUCUAGAUCCACCGAGUUUAAUCUGUAAAAAAAAUUUCCGCUGAUACCAUUUGGCUUUCAAAGCAUCAUUCCAUAAAUUGCCCAAUUAACAUACCUACAAGAUUUUACAACCUACUAGGAAUUGCUCAAUCAUUGUUUUAUUUUUUAAUUAUAAAUAUCCAAAUAACUUUCUGUGGCACUAGUAUAAGUGAGAAAGUGUAAAUUACUUAGAAUCAUAAUGUACUGACUUGUAUUCUUAUAUUGUAAUGAUAUAUCAGGUAUAUAUUAUUUUUAAACACAGUAAAAUGUAAGAUAUUCAAGUUUUUGUACAGUGUGUGAUCAAUACCAUCAAUACUCAAAACAGUAAGCUGUACAAAUGUUCCUAAAUAUCUUUAUAUUAUUACCAGGUUUAAUUCCAGAACUAUUUAAUUUUGAAGAAGACUGACCAGUCAUCCCGGAAUAACACUCACAGCUAAUCUUCAUCUCUUAUUCUAUCAGAAUUCGUCUAAAAGUACUGUAGCAAUCUUAAAUUAUAUAAAAUUUAUCAAGACUAUGGUACUUGUUACAAAAAUCAAAGUUUGCUCAUCACUUUAUGUCACUUGAGAUUUUUUGUGAUUUAAUAAACAAGAUUGAAAGAAGAGAUAUAACUGAUUGAUAUAUUAAACAGAAGAGAUAAAACUAACUAACUAACAAUAAUUAUUCUAAAUAAUGCAGAGAGUAACAAUUGUGAGUAUAAAAACAGAUGCAGUCUAGAUGUUUGAAUAUCUAUAAGAUAAUAAUAUCUAUAAGAUAUUCAAACAUAUACAAUAAAAAUGAUUAGAAGAAUUUAUUUAUUUAGCGUAUGGACUUUGACAGUACGAUAAAUACACAAAUAUAAUAUAUAUUAUUCAAACACUAAAAUAUAAUGAAUGAAUCUAAAUAUUAAUGUCCAAUUUACAUAGCCAUUCAAUUGCUUCUGGGGAGCAUUCCACAAAGUCCUGGAGGUUUCCACGGUAGGCACGAUUUAGGCAAUCUGAAGCACAAUGACUUAUGGUCGGUCUAGGCGAUCCACAAUCGCACUGUGGACUUUCCGCACGACCCCAUUUGAAUAGAGAAUCAGCACAUUUACCAUGUCCGGUACGUAUGCGAUUAAGCCUCGCCCAGGUGGACCGGGGCAGACCCGAUCCGAUGAAACCCUGUGUUGGGAUGGAUAUCUGAAUAUAGUCUGCUGCUAUUGUUGGCAUCCAUUUUGUGGACCAUUGCCUUUGUAUAUCAUAGGAAUCACCAAUUGUUCGGGCAGAUCUGAUUGGAGGAUUUCUAGACCUCAGUCGUUGGUGCUCUUUUGAGAUGUCUGGUAUGUCUUGAUGGAUUGGUAAUUGUAUGCUGGCUACAAUUUUCUGAUACUCUCUCACUAAUGCUGCUGUACGGCGUAGAUCUGGUGGAGCAAUAUUGCUCAAAGUAGGCAGCCAUCUCACUGGGGUUGAUUUUAUUGUUCCAGUGAUUAUUCUCAUGGUUUGAUUAAGUUGGAUAUCGAUUUUGUUUGUAUGUGCACUAUUUAACCAUACUAGUGCACAAUAUUCUGCCACUGAAAAAACCAAAGCUAGAGCAGAGGCCCGAAGAGUAUCUGCAGAAGCACCCCAAGUUGUUCCAGCAAGUUUUGUUAUUAUAUUGUUUCUUGUUCUCAGUUUACCGGCUGCGUUUGUAAGAUGGCUUUUGAAGGUGAGUGUUCUAUCAAGUGUGACGCCUAGAUAUUUGGAGUUGUUGUUAUGUUUGAUAGCUGUAUCAUUUAGAGUUACAUUGAGGGUAUCGCCCGCAAGUUGAUUCGACAGGUUAAAGAGACAGGUUUCAGUUUUGCUUGUGUUAGGACGUAAGCGCCAGUUCUUAAAGUAGUUACUAAGUGUUCUCCAGCUUCCUUACGAUUAUCUUGGAAGCCAAUGGCCAGGUCGUCUGCAUAAGCGAAUUUUCUCGAUUUUGUUUCAGGUAUAUCCGCCAUAUAAAGGUUAAAUAAUAAAGGAGCUAGCACUGAGCCUUGAGGUAAGCAGUUGUUAAGUUUUCUAACGUUACUUCAUGCAUCAUUUAUAUAUACCUGAAACAGUCUGUUAGUUAAUAGAUUGUUUAUCAGCUGACAAGUUUUGAGACAGCCCUCUUGAGUCAAAUAAGGCCCUCUCUCCACACAGUGUCAUAGGCAGCCGUAAGGUCUAUAAAUGUUAUGGCAGAUUUUUCACGUCUUUCAAAGCCAGCUUCGAUGAAUGUAGUUAAGGACAGCAGCUUCGUCCUUUUCUAAAUCCAGCUUGCUCAAUUGGUACAGCGUCCAAUGGUGUUACAUAUUCUAUUAUAUAAGAAUCGUUCUAGUAAUUUAUAAUAGCAACUGGGUAAGGCGAUAGGCCGGUAACUUUCAGGCAGCUUGUUGUCUUUGCCAGGCUUCUGGAUUGCGAUGAUUUUUGUUCUUUUGAAUUCUGGGGGUAGCAUAGCUGUAGUCCCAAUGUCGCUAAAGAAUUCUUUGAGCCAUUGUCUUGUUUUUGUACCAGUGUGGACUAUAAACUCAGGAUAUAUUCCAUCGAAACCAGCUGCUUUUCCCGUUUUGGUUUGGUUAAGCGCUUCGUUUAUUUCAUCCAAUGAGAAGGCACGUGAGUAUUCUGAUGUUGCGGGGGUAUUUGCUUUAAGUUGUUUAAGAGCUUUUUUUACCAUCGAUGUAUGAGUUUUCUCAGAUGGAGCUCGAGAAUUCUCAAUUAUUCUAUUGGCUAUCUUAUUUGGCUCAAUUUUUGAUUUGUUUAAGUGUUGUGCUCUGCUUGCUUCGCCCAGUUUGCGGAUUAGUCGCCAUGCCUUCCGACUGGAACGGGAGAAAUCAAUAUGUUCUACGGUAGACUUCCAUUUAUUAAGUCUAGUUGAAUCCAGUGACUUAAGUAAGUUGUCACCGAUUUCGGGAUCUUCUGAUUUCAAAAAAUCGUCAUAUAGUUUUUGGCUUUCUUCCGUCCAGCCUGGGAUGUACUCCUUUCGAAAACCUCGGGGGAUAUGUUUUUUGGCGAUAGAGAUAACCAUUCCUAAAAAACGGUGGUAAUUGUUGGCCUUCGGGUCAAUGAAGCGAAUGCAGGUGUCCAGCUCUUUGGUGUAUUCAGGCCAAUUUGCUUUGUUAAAAUUCCAACGGGGUCUCGGCGUGGAUUCAACGAUAGAAAUUUGUAUGCCUAUUUCGAUUAUGACAGGUCGAUGUUGGCUGCGAGGGAAACUAGGCAGUACAGUUCGGGAGCUUGGGAGUGGCUGUAACUGUGAGUUACUCGAAACAUAUAUAUAUAUAUAUAUAUAUAUAUAUAUAUAUAUAUAUAUAUAUAUCUAUGCAAGCAUAGAUCGGGGUUGUAGCCUUUGCGCCAUCUUCUAGAAAAGAAAGUAGGUUUAUCUUUUAGAUUUUAGACUAUGGAUAAGGUGGAUAUUGUUUUCUUCGGCCCACUCCAGGAGUUUUUCCCCAUUUUCAUCAUUGUUUUCAUACCCCCAUUUGUUGUGGUGACUGUUAAACUCCCCUAUGUAAACUGUAGGUUGGUUGUCCUCAGUUUUGAUUACAUUUAUUGGCCAUUUAGUUAAUGGUGGUUUGUAGAUGUUCUUUAUGGUUAUGUCAUUCACUUCUGUAGAGAUUAUGGAUACACUAUUUUCGCAGCUGCAGUCCGUCACCUUGGAAUUUUGUAUACUGUUAUUCACGUAAGUUGCAGUGCCGUAAACAUUGCUGUAAGUGGCUCCAAUCAUGCUAUAUCCCGGAAUUUUACCCCUCUUAAGAAGCUCGGUUUCUGAUGGUGUGUGAGUUUCUUGAAUGGCUAUGACGUCAACGUUAUUUUCGAUUAGUAUUUUUGAAAGAAAUUCAGAUUUUGAUCUACUAAUUCCCUCUAUGUUUAUUUGACAUAUACGGAGGGUUGGUCCGAUACGUCUCGUCAAAUGGUGUUGAUAAACACCUUUGUAGUUUUCCAUAUUCCUAUAUAGAGAUUCCUUUCCUUGCUUUUCUUUAUCGUACUGGUUGCCAGGAGAGCUUAGCGGCUAGUUUGGCGUCCAAAAAUUGAUAGACCAUUUAGCGUUACCCAGGGUGCACCACGUGGAGGCGAUCUAUCACUACACCCCAUUAGAAGAAUGAAGACCUAGAAGAACCUAACAGCUUUAAAGUGUUAUGCUAUCUGAUAGCACACAUGAAGAUGGUAACUUUGGAUUAGAUCUAAAUCAUUUAUCAGAUUUAUGAAUUAUCGUUUCAGUACUAUUGGCAUUACUUUCUCACCCAACAAAACAUUAUAAGAACAUUAUAAUAUAUGACAUAAGGAAAAUUAUUCAAUAUCUGGGAAAGCUUGACAGAAAAGUUCGUUUCAUUUGGGUGAAAGGACAUGCUGGUAUUAUUGGCAAUGAGCAUGUAGAUAUAGCAGCUAAGGACGCGUGCCAUUUAGAAAAUAUUAUCUAUGAAACAGACGCAAACGAUCUUUUAGCGAUUUUCAGAAAUAAAAUCAGAAGCGAUUGGGAAUCAUUAUAUAGUAUUUUUACUACAAAAGCGAUAUUACGUAGGUCAAAAUUUUUGACGUAAGAGAACUGUCAAAACAUUAGAAUAUGACUUUUCAUUAUUGGCAUGUUUAUUAUAAACAUGGCAAUAAUGAAAAGUCACAUUCUAAUGUUUUGACAGUUCUCUUACGUCAAAAAUUUUGACCUACGUAAUAUCGCUUUUGUAGUAAAAAUACUAUAUACAAGUAUUAGUGAAAAAUCGCAAAGUCACUAUUAUAGGAUACAUAGAGAUUUGCCAAAGAACAUUCCUCAUCUCACCUUCCCUGUAUCCAGACGAUAUUCUUCAAUCAUUACUAGGUUGAAAUUACAUCAUGGUCGUUUCCCGGCACACUUACACAAAAUAAAUAUAAUAGAUUCGCCUUUAUGUUCUUGCAAUAAUAUGUCGAUAGGUGACUUAAACCAUAUAUUUUUCGACUGCACUAAAUAUACACUUGAAACAUUGGAACUAAUGACGGAAUUAAAUAAUAUAAAAUUUCCUCUUCCAGUAAAUAUUUCAGCACUCCUUGCUUCAUUUGAUAAAAGAGUCUAUGACAUAUUAGUUCAUUUUGUGAUUAGGAAGAAAGUAGACAUUUGAUCUUUCUUACAUUACUUAUAGUCUGUGGCAAAUAGACUUUGAUGCCAAACACACACACACACACACACACACAUGAAUUAUAGUUUAUGCUCACUAUAAGAAGAAUAUGAGUCACAGAUGCCGUUGAAAGAAUAGCCAUGGCUAAAUGUGCUGUGUCAUGUUGCCAGAUUGACAGAUGAUAGUUGGACCAGAAAUAUUCUGGAAUGGUGACCAAGACGACAAAAGGCAUAUCAAAACAGAGGACAACCACUGACUAGAUGAACGGAUAAUAUAAAAUGCAUCACCACAAAUUGAAUGCAAGAAGUUCAAGACAGAGAUAGGUAGAACAUUUUAUCGGAGGCCCACAUUCAGCAGUGGACAAAUAUAGGCUAGUUGAUGAUGAUAUGCUCAUCUAGGCCACUUUAAAACAAGUAACACUUAUGAUAUGGAGUCAAGAGGACAACUCCUUUUUCUAUGCAUGAAAAAUUGUUUCCCUUUAGUAGAUGUACUAUACUAAUUCCCUAAAUAUUUAUAUAUGUACUAUGGAAGAAUAGGUACUAAGAAAUUGCUUUAUGCAAGAGGUAAUUCAUUUAUAAAGUAAUAUCUUCUAUUAUUUUUUAUACCUAGUUCCUAUCUCUGAGCAAUGCUAAUCAGUUUUUGUAGCUAUUGUAAGUAAGUCUACAUAGUAUUUUAAUUUGGAGUUUCUUUAAAAUCCAAAGUUUUAUAUUUUUUGGGCGGCCCUUUUUAUUUCAUUUUCUUUUUGUAGCCACAACCACAUUUAUUUUAGAAACUAAUUGGUCACCACUGACACAAACACUUGAUUUGUAUCUCCAAUAAGAAGAAUUGUAAUACAGAAGUUAUAUCUGUAUAUAGUAAUUCGCUUAUUGUUGCAGCUACCACUGAAUAACCGAUAGAAUCUACAAUUAUUGUAAUUGUAUAUAUAUAUAUUUAAUUCUGUUUUGUUUAGUUGUUAUAUAUUUUCAUAAAUUAUGCUUGUGUCUUUUAUUCACUUUAGAACUUAUUCAGAAUCUUAAGUUGAAUUCAUAAAAUAUUAGUUUUUAAAAAAUAAAGAUGUUGAAAUAAUUUAAUAUCAUGUAAAAUCCAGAUAGCAGUUUUUGUAAAAUUGAUUCAUAAAAGAAUAAUAUUGUGAUAUGUAAAGUGUCAUACAAAGAUUUAUUUACAUUUUGUGAUGUUCAGUUCGCUUAAAUAAAUCAAAAUUAUUUAUA